AAAAAAUUGACAUUUGACAUUUAGAUUUAAUAUUUUUUUGUGGUCCCUGUUUAAUGUGUUGUUGAGUUGUUCCAUUUUCAAUAGUAUUAAUUUAAUAAAUAUUUGAUUAAAAUAAAUCUAAAAGUUUUCGUGAAGUAAUAAAUUUGUGGAACAGAGGAUAUCGUCAAAAAUGGCUAUUAUGUUCAGUGUUGUUGCCCGCGGCACUGUUGUAUUGGCGAAGUAUGCAACUUGUGCUGGUAAUUUUACUGAAGUCACUGAACAAAUACUAUCCAAGAUUCCACCCCACGAUGACAAGCUUACAUAUUCGCACGGAAACUACCUAUUUCAUUACAUAGCGGAAAAUAAGCUUGUUUAUUUCUGCAUUACUGAUGAUAAAUUUCAACGAUCAAGAGCAUUCCUGUUUCUGAAUGAAAUCAAGAGGAGAUUUGUAUCAGCAUUUGGGGACACAGCUCAGACUGCAAUACCUUAUGCUAUGAACAGUGAAUUUGCGAGAGUACUGGCCACUGAAAUGAAGCAUUAUAGUGAGUCCAGGGACUUGGAAACCAUAUCCAGGGUACACGGGGAGUUGGAUGAACUGAAAAAUAUCAUGGUCAAAAAUAUUGACAACAUGGCAAUGCGUGGCGAAAAAUUGGAGCUUUUGGUGAACAAAGCCGACAAUUUGGCAACGAGCUCAGUAUCGUACCGCACAUCCGCAAGGACCUUACAGCGUUCGCUGUUUUGGAAGAACAUAAAAAUGUACGUGAUUCUGGUACUAAUAGCGGCACUGGCGGUGUACCUCAUUGGAGCCAUGGCUUGCGGCGGCCUCGCCUGGAGGACUUGCGUCGGUUAACCUUUAUAAUAGCAUUCUCUAUACAUAUAACAUGAUAUUAUUGAAAUCAAUGCUUUUACUAAGGAACCAUCCAUCUCCUAUUAAAAAGUGGAUGCACAAUCAGCGACCAAAAAACGUCCCCACUCAAUGAGUGUCAAACACAACUUCUUGGCUCUCAAUUCAAGUAGUCGCAGUUGCAAAUUCAACCUUAAACUGAAUCCUUAAGGUUGAAUUUGCUCUGAAUUCGGUAUUUUAUUGAAUAUUGAACUAUAUUUAAAGGCCUUUAGGUAUAAUUUUCUUUACCUAUUGGUAAAGAAAAUUAAG
Messenger RNA from Bicyclus anynana (squinting bush brown), 1132 nucleotides. RefSeq names its product vesicle-associated membrane protein 7 (gene Vamp7). Gene Ontology annotation, molecular function: SNARE binding; SNAP receptor activity. The transcript is spliced from 5 exons. Gene Ontology annotation, cellular component: membrane; SNARE complex. The record is from RefSeq and is a predicted model, not a curated record. Gene Ontology annotation, biological process: exocytosis; vesicle fusion. The coding region runs from base 170 to 829 and encodes 219 amino acids. Lineage: Eukaryota; Metazoa; Arthropoda; Insecta; Lepidoptera; Nymphalidae.